AUGGCCGGGGCCAAGCGGGACCCGCACGGGAGGGCCCCUUCCGAGCCCCCUCCCAAGCCGGUGGUACCGGGGGUCCUUUAUUUGUCCUUCCUCCCCCCGGGCUUCGGCCCCCGCCAGGCCCGGGCGCUGCUGCGGCCGCACGGGGAGCUGGGCAGGGUCUUCCUGCAGCCCCGCGGAGGCUCCGUGCGGCGGCGGCGGCAGCGCCCGGGGGGACCCCCGGCCGUGGCGUUCGCCGAGGGCUGGGUGGAAUUUCGGGACAAACGCGCGGCCAAACGCGCGGCCAAAAUCCUGCACGGAGCCCCCAUGGCCCCCCGGCCCCGCAGCCCCUUCCGCCAUCACUGCUGGAGCAUCAAGUACCUGCCCGGCUUCCGGUGGCCUCACCUGAGCGAGCGGCUCAGCUACGAGCGCCAGGUGAGGGCUCAGCGCCUGCGGGCCGAGGUGGCCCAGGCCAAACGUGAGGGGGCGUUCUACGCCCACCGCGCCUCCAAAAGCACCAAAGACCCCCCCAAAACCUCGGGAGACCCCGCCGCCCCUCCCCCGACAUGGGGUUUCACCCAAAGAAAAACCGAGGAGGAGAUUUGGAAACGCAAAGCUCGGCCCCCCCCGGCCGCGCCCCCCCAAACGCUGCUGGAGAAGAUUUUUGGGGCAGGGAGGUGAGACC
This is a messenger RNA of Sturnus vulgaris (Common starling), 661 nucleotides long. Lineage: Eukaryota; Metazoa; Chordata; Aves; Passeriformes; Sturnidae. The record is from RefSeq and is a predicted model, not a curated record.